Molecule: messenger RNA, 2376 nt
Organism: Miscanthus lutarioriparius
Lineage: Eukaryota; Viridiplantae; Streptophyta; Magnoliopsida; Poales; Poaceae
Source: the annotation of a GenBank genome assembly
AUGGCGACUCCUCGCUCCCCAUUCCUCCUCCUCCUCGGCCUCGCGCUGGUGGCGCUGACGGCGCCGGCGCUACUGCGAGCAGAUGGCGGCGGCGAGGAGGCGCGGAAGACGUACAUCUUCCGCGUGGACCACGGCGCCAAGCCGUCCGUGUUCCCCACCCACGCGCACUGGUACGCCUCCGCCGCCUUCGCCUCAGCGGCGCCCGGGGCCGCCCCGCUGCAGCCGCUCCACGUCUACGGCACCGUCUUCCACGGCUUCUCUGCGUCCAUGCCGGCGUCCCGCGCCGAGGAGCUGCGGCGCCACCCGGCCGUGCUCGCCGCGUUCGAGGACCGGGUACGCCCGCUGCACACCACCCGGUCGCCGCAGUUCAUGGGCCUCCGCGCGCGCCUCGGCCUCUGGUCCCUCGCCGACUACGGCUCCGACGUCAUCGUCGGGGUACUCGACACCGGCGUCUGGCCCGAGCGGCGCAGCCUGUCGGACAGGAACCUGCCGCCCGUCCCCGCGCGCUGGCGCGGCGGCUGCGACGCCGGGCCGGGGUUCCCGGCCUCGUCCUGCAACAGGAAGCUGGUCGGUGCGCGGUUCUUCUCGCAGGGCCACGGCGCGCACUUCGGCGCCGCGGCCGUCGCGUCCAACGGCUCCGUCGAGUUCAUGUCGCCCCGUGACGCGGACGGCCACGGCUCGCACACCGCCACGACCGCCGCAGGCAGCGUCGCGUACGACGCCAGCAUGGAGGGCUACGCGUCCGGGGUCGCCAAGGGCGUCGCGCCAAAGGCCAGGGUGGCCGCCUACAAGGUCUGCUGGAAGGGCGCCGGCUGCAUGGACUCCGACAUCCUCGCGGGCUUCGACCGCGCCGUCGCCGAUGGCGUCGACGUCAUCUCCGUUUCAAUCGGCGGCGGCAGCGGUGUCACGGCUCCGUUCUACCUCGACCCGAUCGCGAUCGGCGCGUACGGUGCAGUCUCCCGGGGAGUGUUCGUGGCCACCUCUGCCGGAAACGAAGGGCCGACCUCCAUGUCAGUGACCAACCUCGCCCCGUGGCUAGCCACCGUUGGCGCCGGCACCAUCGACCGUAAUUUCCCCGCUGAAAUCGUGCUGGGCGACGGCAGACGCUUGUCAGGUGUGUCCCUGUACUCCGGGAAGCCUCUGGCCAAUUCAUCUCUGCCUCUGUACUACCCCGGGAGGACUGGCGGGCUCUCCGCUUCGCUGUGCAUGGAGAACUCCAUCGACCCUUCACUGGUGAAAGGCAAGAUCGUCGUCUGCGACCGCGGCAGCAGCCCGCGCGUGGCCAAGGGAAUGGUCGUCAAGGAAGCUGGUGGCGCGGCGAUGGUUCUUACUAAUGGAGAGGCCAACGGCGAGGGGCUGGUUGGAGACGCCCACGUCCUCCCUGCUUGCGCGGUGGGCGAGAAGGAGGGCGACGCGGUCAAAGCGUAUGCUGCAAACGCCUCCAACCCGACGGCGACAAUUAGCUUCGGGGGCACGGUCGUCGGCGUCAAGCCGGCACCCGUGGUGGCCUCCUUCUCGGCGCGUGGACCCAACGGGCUCGUCCCGGAAAUUCUCAAGCCGGACUUCAUCGCGCCGGGCGUCAACAUCCUCGCCGCGUGGACGGGCGCCACAGGCCCGACCGGCCUGGAGGGCGAUACCCGCCGCACGGAGUUCAACAUCCUGUCCGGGACGUCCAUGGCGUGCCCGCACGCGAGCGGCGCCGCCGCGCUGCUGAUGUCCGCGCACCCCGGGUGGUCGCCAGCGGCGAUACGGUCCGCGCUGAUGACCACGGCGAUCGUGACCGACAACCGCGGCGGGCCCGUGGGCGACGAGGCGGAGCCCGGGCGCGGCGCGACGCCGUUCGACUACGGCGCCGGGCACAUCACCAUGGGCAAGGCCCUGGACCCCGGCCUGGUGUACGACGCCGGGGAGGACGACUACGUCGCGUUCAUGUGCAGCAUCGGGUACGAGCCGAACGCGAUCGAGGUGGUGACGCAUAAGCCCGUGACGUGCCCCGCGGCCGCCGCGACGAGCAGGGCCAACGGCGGCAGCCCCUCGGGCUCCGACCUCAACUACCCGUCCAUCUCCGUGGUGCUCCGCGGCGGCAACCAGUCCAGGACGGUGACCCGCACGGUCACCAACGUCGGCGCCCAAGCUUCGGCGACGUACACGGCGCGCGUGCAGAUGGCGUCUACCGGCGCCGGCGUGACAGUAUCCGUGAAGCCGCAGAAGCUCGUCUUCUCCCCGGGCGCCAAGAAGCAGAGCUUCGCGGUGACGGUGACCGCGCCGUCCGCUCCGGCCGCAGCAGCGCCGGUGUACGGGUUCCUCGUCUGGUCGGACGGCGGCGGGCACGACGUGCGGAGCCCCAUUGUGGUGACGUGGCUGCAGCCCAUGUGA